UCGACGAUUCGGUUUUGUGGUGCGAUGUGCGCGUCGUGCUCGUCGUUUUCUCGUCCUGGUCGCCGCCGUCGCCGCCGCCGUCGUCGUCGAGUCCAAUCCGUACUCAAGUCCGCGAGAUCGCCACCGCUCGAGGAGCUCACCCGCAGCAACUGUCACUCUUCGUCAGACGCUUUAUAAUAUACCAGUACACAAUCCACGAUCGUAUACUCCAGCCGCUGUAUAAAUAGCUACUAAGUGACGCACACCAUGCAACCACAGCUUGGUCGGCAGUUGCGGAGUCGGAGGAUCAGGUGACUUAGUUCGGAGGGGGGCGGGUGGCGUCCUGCCGCCACACCAUCCGCACCCCCAUCCCGCCGAUUUCCCCCAUCCACUUCGUUUCAAUUGCAUGGAUAUCUGUUCGUCGUUCGCAACAGUCGGUUCCCUGAGUUCGGGUCUGUGUAGCCCGUUGGCACAAAGCUUUUCGCGGCAGGGCAAGAAACGGGCGCUAUCCGUGUCGCCGUCCCCAGACCUGGAGCUACAUGGCCGGAUUCGGUCAUCGCCGAGCGCGCUGUACUCGGCCGCCGCAGCGUACGGCGCUUCGUGCUCUAGGAGUUCGAGCACGUCCGGUUCGUAUGGGCACCUGAACCCAYUGGCGUUUACCAUGCAACACCACCCAUCUGUCAUAUCGCCGCAAGUCCAACAGUUGCUUCGAUCCGCCAGUGGCUUGCACUUGCCGUGGCAUAAUGCCGCUGCCAUGCCGUCCUCUGCCCACCAUCCCUCGUAUAACAUACACAUGUUACCGGUACCCUCGCAGGACUGCAGUUCACAGAUGUUGGCCAACGACAUGUGCAAGGUCAAACAUGAACGGUCCAAAUCAAAAUCGACAUCGGCUUCGAAGAAGACUUCUCAAAAGAUCGUCGAAGACUCGAAACAAAACUCACCGGAAUCCAUCAGUGACCUCAAAGGGGAACCAGAUUUUAUCGAGACAAACUGUCACUGGAAGAACUGUAAUUUAGAAUACCAGACUCAGGCUGUAUUAGUGCAGCACAUCGUUAAUGAUCAUAUUCAGGCGAACAAAAAGUCAUUUGUAUGCCAGUGGCAGGAUUGUUCUAGAGCCGAGAAGCCAUUCAAAGCUCAAUACAUGCUUGUAGUACAYAUGCGAAGGCAUACUGGAGAGAAACCACACAAAUGCACGUUUGAAAAUUGCACCAAAGCUUAUUCGAGGUUGGAAAACCUAAAAACUCAUCUCAGAUCUCAUACCGGUGAAAAGCCCUACACUUGUGAACAYCCUGGUUGCAGUAAGGCCUUUAGCAAUGCUUCCGAUAGAGCAAAACAUCAAAACCGUACUCAUUCCAGCGAGAAACCGUACAUAUGUAAAGCUCCCGGAUGUACAAAACGUUACACCGAUCCCAGUUCCUUGCGCAAACACGUCAAGACAGUUCACGGGGCUGAUUUCUACGCGCAUAAACGACAUAAAGGCAAUGGAAAUGGUGACAACAGUCGUGGCGGAGGAAGUGGAAGUGGCGGAAACGGUCCUGGUGCUGAUGACGCGUCACCGUAUCGGAGCGAUGAGAUGCCGAUGAGUGCCAAAACCGUUAGCGUGUCUAGUCCGAGCAUAAAAUCUGAAGAAACGAAUUCCCCUGGUCAGCAACCCAGUCCUAUGAGCGUUCCGUACAGUAAUAGAAUGUUUCACGACGAGCCUAUUAGCGACAGCAACCAUAGUGCAGACGCUCUGGAUGACAAUUGGGUCGAAGAUGGGCAUGAAGCCGAUUUAUUCGACUUUAUUCCAAUGCACUCUGAAGUCGGAAUGGUCACUUCGGCGCCUAUGGUUAGAAGGAUGCGACGGUUUGUGCCUCAUGCUGGAUUGAAGCACGCAGCAGCCAGCGAGUUAUUACCAAUGCCUGAAUUGAGUCCAGGACAUGGAAGUACUUCUGGCAUGCAAGAAUUAAAUAAACAAUUGACUGACAUGAAGAUGGUAUCCAAUCAAGACACUAUACGGAGAGAAAGCACUUUUAGUAACUACUGGAGCAUGAAGUCUGACCUCAGUCGCAGAAACAGUCAAGUACCAUCCGARCAUCAUAGAUUAAGCAACGCCUCUUCUUUAUACGAUCCGAUUUCUGUGGAUUAUUCUCCUAGUCAAGCAAACACAGCAAUGGGUCCUGAUAUCGAUGCGUUUACCGAUAACGAAGAAUGCAGACAGUUGCCAGAAAGUGCCAAAACGGCGAGACCUCAAACUCAACAAGCUGGGGCCGUACAUCAUCCCAACUCGAAUAUCAACCUCGACGAGGUCGGCGAGGGUGAAUCGCUGGAGAGCAAAAUGGUCCUACCUGAUGAUUUCGAUGACGUCAUCAAGGACAUGAUAAGCGAAAAAAUUGACGAAUAUGAUCUCGGCGCGUUCGACGCAGAAAAGACCAUUAACGAAUUGACCGAAUCCGCUCUGGAGCACAUUCCCACGCUGACCCCGCCCAUCGUCACUCAGGAUGCGACUAAUGGUGCCGGAAACGGUCAAGCGUUAACCAAUACCGUGGCCCCCAUUGUUCCGUCACCCAUUCCGAAUGACAGACCAAGCAARGUGCCACCGGCAAACAGCUACCGUAACAUGCGAAGCAACAGUUUACCGGUUAAUUGGCAAGGACAGGAACAGAGCCACGGGCAUGGCUUGCCCGGUUCGGCGUACAACCCUCAAUUCCAGAACCAAAGACCAUACCAGGCGAACCACCCGGCUAUGUUGUUCGGCACCACCACUACCAACAACACCAACAACAACAAUUUUAACUUCGGGCCGAAUAUGCAACAGAGGCAAAACGGUGGACGGUACUCGUAUUCGUCCCACCAGGACUUUGUUAACUACAACCACAAUUACGCCAACUUCAGGCAUAACAGUGGACAUCAGUACCACCAAAUGAAGAACAACAACAAUCAACACUACCAGCUGAACAACAACAACAACAACAAUAACAACAAUUUCAACAAUAACAGCAACAGCAAUAGCAACAACAAUAAUAACAAUAACAACAACAACGGUCUUCAGUUCCACGGGCAAGGCAACGAAAAUGGAUACUAUGACGACAACAACGCUACUCCUAACACGUACCAAAGGUGCCAAAGAACCGCCUCUGGCAAUGGAGGACAACAAGCCGCGGCUGUGGGACAAGCGGCCACCACGCAUGGCAUGCAGUCGUACAGUCACAGUUACUACAAUGGUGGCUGCAACAACCAUCAGUGCAGUCAACAGCAGUGCGGCCAACAGCACAACAACAAUUACUACAACAGUGGCUAUCAUCAAAAUAAAUUCAAUGGCUGCUAUUCGAGGCCAAACCACCAACAACAUAUGAGCCAGCAAACCCAUCAGCAACAACAGCAUCAGCAGCACCAGCAGCAAUACUACACGGAUCUGGACCGGAAACAGGAAGCUGGAACGACGGGUGCUGCGGGUCCGAUGGAGGAGGAAUCCUCUACCUUCCGGCCCGCACCAGAACCCCAAGAGUUCGACAGCAGUAACAAUAUGGUACUUAAGGACAUGUCUACGUCAUUAAGUUCGCUCUACGACGAGAACAACUUUUUCCAAAUGUCUACUGUGUUUUCCGAAUCAUAACCAAAUAUAUCCACCACCUUACGUAUAAAAUUGUAUAAAAAUUAAAACUAUAGUUACCACUCAGUUUUAGCGUGUUUUGUAAGUGCCCUCCUUYUCCAAUGAAGUGUUGAUCAUUUGUAUGUGUAUUUUUUUUUAAAUGUUUUUUUUUCUACUGUAAAACUGGUCAUUAACGAUAAAUUUGUAUUAGAUAUAAGAUGAAAGCAUUUCUGAACUAAUGCGUUUAUUCUACAUAAUUUAAAACGUUUUUAGUAUGCGUUGUAAUUUAAUUUUGAAAUAAAAAAAUUAAAAAUUAUAAAUCCACUGGAUUUGAAUUGUGUAUAUAUUGAGAAUGUUAAAAUUCAUAAUUUUAUUUAUUUAAAUGUAAGUAUGUAAUUUAACUUAAAAUUUUUAUUGUUAUAAAUGUGAUCUUCAUUUUAAGACUUUUAUUUAUUUUUUUUUGUUAAAAUGAAAUCAUAACUUUCUUGUAUGUUUGAUUUAAGAUGGUAAAUUUUUUUAAUUAAAAAAAGU
Messenger RNA from Diuraphis noxia (Russian wheat aphid), 4081 nucleotides. It is a transcript of the gene ci, whose product is annotated as transcriptional activator cubitus interruptus. Gene Ontology annotation, cellular component: nucleus. The record is from RefSeq and is a predicted model, not a curated record. Gene Ontology annotation, molecular function: DNA-binding transcription factor activity, RNA polymerase II-specific; RNA polymerase II cis-regulatory region sequence-specific DNA binding. NCBI's taxonomy places the organism in Eukaryota, Metazoa, Arthropoda, Insecta, Hemiptera, Aphididae. Gene Ontology annotation, biological process: regulation of transcription by RNA polymerase II.